Molecule: messenger RNA, 2455 nt
Organism: Stylophora pistillata
Lineage: Eukaryota; Metazoa; Cnidaria; Anthozoa; Scleractinia; Pocilloporidae
Product: cytochrome P450 3A8
Molecular function (GO): iron ion binding; oxidoreductase activity, acting on paired donors, with incorporation or reduction of molecular oxygen; steroid hydroxylase activity
Source: RefSeq, a predicted model, not a curated record
UUGUAACCUUUUCUGAGGAUUACAGAUCAGGAAGCCGGCUUUUGGAUUUAGUUGCGAUAUUAAUUAUUCGCUGAUUGUAGGGCUUGUGGACGUAGAGUUUUGUUUGAUUCACGGGGAGGACAAAUAUGGCGGAUGUUCUGCAAACAGCUUCUCAAUUUGCCAGCGACCACUGGGUUAUUCUUUUGGUUGGAUUAUCAAUAUUGUUCUAUUAUUGGCAGUGGGUUUCGUACUACACCGUGUUCACGAAACUUGGAAUCAGAGGGCCGACACCGCUUCCUCUUUUGGGAAAUAUGAGGCAAACGCUUCUCAAUCCAAAUUUUGCCCCAAAACUUCAUGUAGAAUGGUGUGCAAAGUAUGGCAAGGUGUUUGGGAUGUAUUUGUUCCGUACGCCUUUUUUAAUGGUAGCUGAUCCAGAAAUGAUCAAAGAGAUCCUCGUCAAAGAGUUUCAUAAAUUUCAUGAUCGAAAGCACAUCGCAGAUUUUCCAAAGCCUUAUGACAGAAUGUUAUCCUUAGUAACGGGUCAGAAAUGGAAAGAUAUCCGUACUACUCUGACACCAACCUUCAGUUCUUCUAAGAUGAAGCAGAUGAUGACGUUUAUGAAUGAAUCUGUGGACACGUUUAUUGAUAAGGUGGACAAAAUUUCAAGAACAGGCGAGAUAGUAGAUUUUCAUAAGUGGCUUCAGUGUCUUACCAUGGAGGUAAUCUUGUCAACAGCAUUUGGAGUGAAAGCAGAAACGCAAACUGUCGAAAAUGAUCCAAUCACUGAACGAGCAAAGAAAGCGAUGUCUCCUAAACCUAUUAUUGGGUUAACAUUGCUUUUGCCAUUUGGAGACCGGUUACUAUACUAUCUUGAUGACCCCUUUGGGCUGGACCCAAUCGGUUCCUUAGCAGCCAAUAUCAUAGCUGAAAGGACAAAGGAAAACAGCAAAUGGAAAGCUCAUCGCAAAGACUUACUCCAAAUGAUGCUGGAUGCAAAAGAAGAAAAGGGCGGCGAAAACCUUGACAAUGAAGAUAUUCAGGCCCAAAGUCUCGUAUUUCUUAUCGCUGGAUAUGAAACUUCCAGUACCACUAUGGGAUUUAUUUUCUAUCACCUCGCCACUGAUACGCAUGUGCAAGACAAACUGAGGGACGAGAUUGAUCGCAUGUGGCCUGAGGAUGAGGCAUCGCCUUCAUACGAUCUGCUUCACAAGAUGGAAUAUCUUGACAUGGUUAUUAAUGAAGCACUCAGAAUUUAUCCGCCAGGAUUUGUACUUCAGAGGGACUGCAACGAAACCUGCACUAUCAAAGGUGUCAAAAUUCCAAAAGGAAUGCCGAUCAUGUUUCCAUGUUAUGCGAUUCAUCACGACCCAGAGAUCUAUCCAGACCCUGAUAAGUUUAUUCCAGAAAGGUUCACAGAAGACGAGAAGGCAAAGCGUCAUCCGUACGCAUUCAUGCCGUUUGGUCACGGUCCCCGCAACUGUGUCGGUAUGCGAUUUGCUUUGCUGGAAAUUAAGCUGACCCUGGUGAGAUUACUGAAGAAGUACAAGCUGGAAUGUACGGAGAAAACAGCGGUUCCAUUGGAUUAUGUUGUUGCCACUACGAUGUCCUGCCCGCAAGGAAAGGUUAUGCUUAAAGUUUCACCAAGAGAUUAGAAAACAAAGUGGUGCCUUGACUUCAAGCUUAAUUAAUUAUACACUGCUGGAAAAGUUUAUGUCAUGCUUGGGAUGGUUUAGACUGAACCGGAAGAAUUCUGUCUUUUUCAUUAAUAUACCUCUUUUGUCAACGUUUUCAUGGCUAACACAAAAGGAAAAGUUAUUAAGACUUUGUUUUGCUUUGUUUGUUUAAAUUUCGGCCGAGAUGUCAGACACCGUCCUCCAAUUUUUUACUCAUGUAAUAGAUAUAGAUCACAGCUCACUGAGCUGGGUAGAGCAUGAUAUACUUUUAAUUCACUAAACUCCGAAAACCAACCAUGGUAUCAAAGCUGUGUAAAUAAAAGCAGUAUCAGGCUCAGGAUAUUUCAGUGAGAAAGGCUCGUAAUCGUCUCCAUCCUGCGGCAUUUACGAACAGAAACUAUCAUUGCAAUUGUCUCAGCGGUUGGAGUGGUCUUGAACAGCUUCGUAGCUCGAGCUCUGGGUGUUCGCACCAAAUUUGGCGCCCAACAUCAGUGUAAGCAAAAACAAAGUAAGAUUGGCCCUACAAUGGUUUAGUUGACAACCACCUAAUCCGCAGUUAGCGUUAGGAAAGCAAAAAUGCUUAACAGCAGCUAUCACAGAGAGUUUCUUAAGUUUUCAGCAUCAUUUUUAACCGAAGGCGGUAACGUCUUUCGGCGAUCAUUAUCUCUUUUUAAAGUAUUCAGUAAUUUUUCUAUCAAAGCUGUUUGCAUGUAAGUGCUUUACGAGAAAACCUUCAGUAAUCAAAAGGUUAACUUUCUUAAGCAGAAUUAAAUGUUUAUAAAAUAAAUGCUCAAUCAACCAUG